CGCCGCUGAUAUGCACCAAGAGACGUACUAUGUGAGCCCCGAGGUUGCCGCCGGCGGUGCGAAGACGGCAGCGAAUGACGUGUACGCGCUGGGGCUGCUGCUGCUCGCGAUGCUGACAGACUCCCACCCCUGGCAGUGGAGUGCGAAUGCGGCGUUAGAUCGCUCACGGAAAGAGCUUGACUCGCUUCUAGCCGACAGUACGGCGUUCCGCGAGGCGCUGCGUAAUGGGCUGCUGACACCGGUGCCGACCCCUGCAGACACAGACGAAACGCUGCGGACCGUGCUGGAAGCGUGUCUCCGCGCCGCCCCAGGGGAUCGCCCCACUGCUGCCGAUAUUCUGGUUUUAUGUAACCCAUGGAAUGUCGGGUUUUGCACAUCUGAGGUGGAUACAAAAGUGCAAGAAUGA
Trypanosoma cruzi is the source of this 406-nucleotide messenger RNA. RefSeq names its product protein kinase, putative. Lineage: Eukaryota; Euglenozoa; Kinetoplastea; Trypanosomatida; Trypanosomatidae. The transcript has a single exon. The record is from RefSeq and is a predicted model, not a curated record. The annotation marks the transcript as partial. Gene Ontology annotation, molecular function: ATP binding; protein serine/threonine kinase activity. Gene Ontology annotation, cellular component: cytoplasm. Gene Ontology annotation, biological process: protein phosphorylation.